GUGGAAUCACCCAAUGGGAGGUCCGGUUGUUUCGCUGCAGUUGGCAGGCUGCUGCGGGAGGCGGUGGCGGUAAGAAGCCGGAGGCAGAGGGGUGACAGGAAAGUGGAGACCCUCAAGAAUCUAUAGUGGGAGUUCCCUGACCAGGGAUCAAACCCGUGGCCCCUGCAGUGGAAGCGUGGAGUCUUAACCACUGGACCUCUAGUGAAGUUCCUCUUUCUUGUUUUCAACCUCAGAAAAGUUGGAAAACAUUUAAGUCUCAACAAAUGAAUCCCACACUUGAACUCUGCCGCAUUCCUGUGCCACCUCCUCCAUUGGAACACUGAUCUUAGAACAGAGAGAGAAAAGAGGAAUAGAAGGUAGAAGAAGAUGCUGGGAUCUGAACGUGGCGUUGUGGAAGAAUGGUUAUCAGAAUUCAAGGCAUUACCUGACACUCAGAUCACCAAUUAUGCAGCAACUUUACACCGGAAAAAAACACUGGUACCAGCCCUGUAUAAAGUUAUUCAAGAUUCGAAUAAUGAGCUCCUGGAGCCUGUCUGCCACCAGCUGUUUGAGCUCUACCGUAGCUCUGAAGUUCGACUUAAGAGGUUCACACUGCAGUUCUUGCCAGAAUUGAUGUGGGUUUAUUUACGGCUUACAGUUAGCCGAGACAGACAGAGUAAUGGUUGCAUUGAAGCACUUCUUUUAGGAAUUUACAAUUUGGAAAUUGCUGAUAAAGAUGGGAACAAUAAAGUUCUGUCUUUUACUAUCCCUUCCUUAUCCAAGCCUUCAAUAUACCAUGAGCCCUCAACAAUUGGAUCCAUGGCUUUGACAGAAGGGGCAUUGUGUCAGCAUGAUCUCAUCAGGGUUGUUUACAGUGAUCUUCAUCCACAGAGGGAAACAUUCACUGCACAAAACCGGUUUGAAGUCCUGAGUUUCCUCAUGUUAUGUUAUAAUUCUGCUAUUGUAUAUAUGCCUGCUUCAUCUUACCAGUCUCUUUGCCGAAUGGGCUCCAGGGUUUGUGUGAGUGGAUUUCCACGGCAACAUGAAAAACACUGGAAAGAACUCUGUGGUCGAAUAGUAUUGGAUCCUGAAUUUAUGGUGCAGCUUCUCACAGGAGUUUAUUAUGCCAUGUAUAAUGGACAGUGGGACCUUGGCCAGGAAGUCCUUGAUGACAUCAUUUAUAGAGCUCAGCUAGAACUCUUUUCUCAACCGCUAUUGGUUGCCAAUGCCAUGAAAAACUCAUUACCAUUUGAUGCUCCUGAUUCUUCACAAGAAGGCCAGAAAGUACUUAAAGUCGAAGUCACUCCAACAGUGCCGAGGAUUUCUCGGACUGCGAUUACAACAGCUUCAAUCCGUCGCCAUAGAUGGAGGAGAGAAGAUGGCUUUGACUUCUCAAACGAGGCUGACUCGAGUAUUCCUGGCUCCCCGAUCCAACACGGCUCCACUGACCUAGGGAUCAAACGUGUGCAAGAGGGGGAGGUGCUGGUGCGCAGGACUCCUGAGCACGGCUCACCGGAGCCCAACUCAGCAGCAGCCACAACAGAGGGUGCUGAGGGUGUAAAUGGAGGAGAGGAGUCGGUAAACCUGAAUGAUGCAGAUGAAGGAUUUUCAUCAGGGGCUUCCCUCAGCAACCAGCCAGUUGGGACCAAACCAUCCUCCUCUUCUCAGAGGGGAAACUUAAGGAAAGUAGCAACUGGGCGUUCAGCCAAGGAUAAAGAAACAACUUCUGCUAUCAAAUCCAGUGAGAGCCCUCGAGAUUCAGUAGUUCGCAGGCAGUAUGUACAGCAACCAAGUGAUCUUAGUGUAGAUUCAAUUGAGCUGACGCCGAUGAAGAAACACCUGAGCCUGCCUGCUGGCCAGGUGGUGCCAAAAACUAAUAGUAUAAGUCUAAUCCGGACAGCCAGUGCUUCCUCAAGUAAAUCAUUUGACUAUGUAAAUGGCAGUCAAGCAAGUACCAGCAUUGGGGUUGGCACUGAGGGUGUUACUAAUUUAGCAGCUAACAAUGGUAAUCGAUAUUCAACUGUCAGUCUACAGGAAGACCGGCUAGGUCAAGCUGGAGAAGGUAAAGAGCUCCUCAGCCCAGGAGCUCCCUUAACCAAGCAGUCUCGAUCCCCAAGUUUCAAUAUGCAGCUAAUAUCCCAGGUGUAGUCUUGACAUCCUCUCUCAUCUUUCUGCUUACCUUCUAAACUGAACAUUUCAUGUGCAAGAAGACACUUCAUCCCACUUGUGAAAAUAUUGGUCAUCAUAAACAGAUUUGAUUUAGUUUAGGUAUCUUCAUACUGUAUUUUGUAUGGAAACAGCAAUAAGGUUUUCUUUUCCCUCCUUCCUAUAUCUUCUCUUCACCUAUUCCUUGUAAAUGUGUUUGUGAAGCAGUAGAAAAUGUUUGUGUUUUCCACACCUUCCUUUCUCCUUGGGUGAAGUGCAAUCCAUCGUAGGCUGAUCGGUCCCAUUUCAACACUGUGAGACUGAGGUUAUGUUAGAGGAAAUGGUGUAUAUGAUCCCUAUGAAUGAUUCUUCAGCUUUUGUUAAAAAAAAAAAAAAACGGGUUGUUCUCAUAAUCUAUGAAGAUUACUGGGUCAUAUUUUUUCUCUCUUAACCAGGAGUGCCUCAGAGAUUCUGCUAUGACUUUGGACUUCUCUGAGUCUGUGCAAUUAUUUUCUUGAGAAGCAUGGGGAAAGGUGGUAGACUGCUGCACUUUUUCAUUAAAACGAGGGUGGCUCUUUUUUCCCCCAUCUCCUUUAUCUCGAGGACACAAUGUUCAAUUACUGAGGCAUUUAAAUCAAGUUGUGGCCGCCUCUGUUGGAGGACAGGGCUCUAAGUUGAUUGUGUAAUAGAUAAUGCACUUUCUCAAUGGCUCUAUAGUCAUUAUUAACAUGUCUUCCCUCCUCCCCACAAGGACAUAAGGUCAUUUCUGUCCUUCAAGUUUGAACAGCUAAUAAAUCAGAGAAUCCAAGGGGCAUGUUCUAUUUCCCAGGAAUGAUUGACACUUUGGUGCUGGGGUUUUAUGGGGGGAGGGGGUAGUUUUUGUUUAGCUUGUGUGGGAUUGUGUGUGAGGGGAAGUUUUGAUUGUUUUUUUUUCUUUUCCUUUGUGAGCUGUUGAUGACUGAAGUAGAACAGGUACGUCUUCAGGUAAAGAGAGGGAUUUCUCAACCCACUUUCUGUGAUGUCAGACUAUUGGAGAAACCCUUUCAGCUGCUUUCUAGAUGUACCUAAAUUCAGUCAGGUAUUUUGGAUUAAGAAACCUGAAGUCCUGAUAGAUCAUAUACUCCAAGGAAAUACAUCAGGGACAGAUAAUUGGCUGAAAACACUGACGCUUCAAUGUGACACGUUUUUAUAGAACAUUUCUACCAGGGGGUACUGACUUGAUUUCUCCUACAAGGACCACACUGCCUUUGUGUUUAAUGUAAUGCAAUUUGUGUACCUUCUAAUCAUAUAUCUGCAAAAGUUUCUCAUUUUUAUAAAAAAUCAUGCCAGUAAGCUAGAUGUUGAAUGUAUGUAAGUAGCAUUUGGUAACUGUGCGAAGAGGCUACAAAAGUGCAUUAUUGGUUUAAAAAAAAUUUUUUUUUAGAUCUGAUUUGGUUGGAUAAGGUUUCAUUAUGACCUCUUCUGGGUCUCAGGCUCUAAUGCUUGAUUGAAAUAGAAGAAAAUAUAUUGGUUUUUGAAAAUCAGUGUAUUGUGACUUGAACUGCUAUACAUUCUUCCACACAGUAUGUCAGAGUGAUUAGUGCUUUGUACAUUUAGACAUUUUUAUUUUAUUGUUGUGAAAGAAAAGUAUACUGAAUUUAUAGAAAGCAAGUAUUCUCCUAAUUAACAAAGUUUAAAAUAUUAUCUCUACUGAUUAAAAUUACAAUAGAUUUUGAUAAAUAAAAUAACCAGAAAAAUGCCUCUUGUUUUUUUCACACCUAAAAAUCUACCCAUCCCCCCCACCCCGCCUUUUAUUGUAAGAGGUUUUUGUAAGGGACUUUCUGUUAGAAUCUUUAUAAGAACAGUGAGAUGCUUGUUUGAAUUUGGUGGUGUGUAAUAUUUUUCAGCUCACAUGAAAAUGGAGAACUAGAACCUGAACUAUUACCUACAACAUUGCCAAAGUCCGGGGGAAAGCUAAAAGUUGAUAAACAGAGAUUUGUUGAUUUGUGUGUGUAUAUAUAUGUUUGUUUGUGUGUGUGUGUGUAUAGUGUGUAUAUGUAUAAAUCACAAAGAAUAUUUUAGAUAUCCCUUACCUCUUUUAAUUUAACUAAGGGAUGUCAGAUAAAUGAAUUAAAAGCAACCAAAUAAAUGAGGUAUAAAGCUCUAUAACACACAGAGAUUCAGGUGUGAAAGGAAAAGAGCAUUGUACUUACCAGGGGGUGAGAUCUUGGCCAUGGCUGGAGAUCAGUCACUUUAUGGCAGAAAUGUCUGGUUGAUGUAAGAGACUGAAGGGUUGUUUUUAAUUCAACACAUUGUGCAUUUAUUGGCAUCUAAAUCGAGCAUGAUUUUAGUUAAAGCACAAAAAAAUACCAAAUAAUACCAAAUUACAGCAAAGGCUAUAAUAAAUAUAAUAAGCUCUCCCUCUGGUUUGUUAGAAAUCUUAUGUUAUACCUGAAAAGUUGGUUCUGAAAAACUUUCACCUUAGAGAAUUUCAUUUAUUUCUAUGUGUAUUUGUAUAUAUUUUGUACAUAUACAUACCUGUUAAUAUUUCAUGACCCUCUAACAUUUGUGUUCCAUUAUUUUAAGUGAUAUAAUUUGGCCCCAAAGAAGAAACAUUUCAUUUAAUUCAAAUUUUGCAUUCGGGGUCUUAGAACAGAUUUCCUGUGCAAGGUAUAGUUAAAAUGAAUGAGUUAGUCAUAAACCAUAGUCAGAUUUUCUAAGAUUUUUGACAUUCAUUUGCAUUAUUUAUUGGCAUUUAAUGUAAAAUAGUUUUCAGAUAUACAGCUGUUACAAAUAUAUGCCAGCAAUAUUCACGCUUUAUCCUUUAACAACCUUUUGUUUCUAUACUUCCUGAUUUCCAUUUUAAAAAGUUCUUCCAUUUAUGGACAAGCUAGUUAGGGAGAAAAUACUUGUUUUCUCUAACAAAACAAUUUGAUUGAUGCCGUCUAUGCCACGUUUGAUUAAAAAAUACAAAGAAAUAUCUGAAAGCUUUGGGAACUCUUCUCUAUGACAUUAAUUUGAAAUCAUGUUACCAGAACAUUUACGUCUUCUAGAACAAACCAAGUGUAAAGUGAAAGCUACCUUGGAAGUAAGAUUUUUAAAUAUAAAAAUAUUUUGAGAAUCUGGAGGGGGGUGAUGGUUGUAAUUUGAAAUCCUGACCCCUACCACCACUCUUACCCUCCUGAUGACUCUCCUGUGCCUGUUUAUUAUAGAGUCAGAAUUUUUGUGCUAAAGAGACCAUAGAGAUAAUCUAGCCAGUCUCGCAGCACCCACCCCUCCAUAUCCAUCCUCAGGAAACUGAGGCUCAGAAAGGUUGUAAUGUGAUCAAAGUCACAUAACUAAGAAGCAGAGCCAGAAUUAAACUCCUGUCUCCCGUUGAAUGCGUAUUAACACCCCACUGCCUCCUUUUACUCGUCCUAUGGUAAAUGUAACACUCUCCACUUCUGUAGCUUCUUUACAGUUCUGGUCUAGUAGUUGGUGAAUACAGCAUGUGAAGAAAGGUAUUAAAUCCAGAAAAAAAUGUAGAGUAGUAAACAUAGAUGGGGAAGUGUUAGAAAUGUAGGUAUCUAUACCACAGAUACAAGGAUAGAUACAUUUUUCUUAUUCUAAUUUAUGCCUUACUAUUUUCUGCCACAUAGCAGUUGAAUGCUGCCAUUUUAUAGUUGAUUAUAUUUCUGGGGAUUUAUUUAAAUGCAAAAAUAAACCCAAUGAAAUGACUUUGAUCAGUGUUUCUAGCUAUCUUAUGUAAUUUUUGAAUCAGCCAGCUUUCACAGUCACCUAGGUGGCAAGUUAAUUGUAUUGCACAGUGGAGUACUGCAAAGUAAAGAUUAAAUAAAUUUGAUUCCACAGUUUCUAAUGUAAAGAGGUUGAACCUUAUUUGUGCCCAGAGCAGAUAGAUAACGGCAGUAUUUCCUCAUGUGAUUGAAAAAGGUAUAUAGUGUGAAGCGUAUGGUUCCAUAACAGAAUGGUGACCGUGUCAUUUAAAGUGUAUAUACAGUAUAAAAUAUCUUAGUUGCAGUAGCCUCAGCUAUAUAAGCUCAAUAUUUCCAACCUACAUUCUCAAACUCCACUUAGUAGUUUUAAAGUAAUUAUAACUAUUUAUUAGACACUGGAACACUGAGAAUAACUUCUUUCAAAUUGUUUUGUUUGCACUAUAUUUGUGACUAUUUUAAUGAAGUGGGGUGUUUUUGCUACCUCACUUGGCUAGGUUAGUAUGGGUCCAUUUUUUGAGUACUUUAGUUGUUGACAAUCAGUUGUCUCAUUUACUUCCCUGCAUGUUCAUUUGUAAAUAAAAACACUAGUAUCUGUCUUCAGUGGGUAGUACACUGUUUAUACAAACACUGGCAAGGAGGAUCUCUCCAUUUCUGAUCUUAGAUUACAAAGUGGGGUUUAUGGUUUUGUUUUUUUUUAAAUCAGUAUUCAGUUACAUACUUGUUUUUCAGUUUAAAAAUGUUUAAAGGCCAUGCCAGUGGUCAGAAAAUCUGCAAGAAUUUCAGAGCAACUUUUCUAUACUAUGGCUAUGUUAAACAGUCUGAACCUGAGACUUUUUAUAUUUCAAGUUGAAUGAUUAGUGAUGUUUCAAACCACGAAGUCGGUUGAGACACUUAUUUGUAAUACUUUAAUUUUUUUAAGUGCUUUUUAGAAACAAAUUGUUUGAAAACCAAUUAGAAAUAAUUGAUAGCUUAAACUCUAAAUAUUAGAAUAUUUGCCAGAUUAUAAGAAGAUGAAAUGCAGUGUAAAACUGUUAACAUGCUAAAAAAAAAUCAUGAGUCACCAGAUUGGUACAACUUUCCAUUGCCAAGGUGGUCAUGUUGAUAAUGUAAGACAUAAAUUUUAGUAUUACCUGCAUUGUGUACCUAAUGGGUAUAUCAUAUUGGCACUGAACAUACAUAGGAAAUGCUGUUCAUAGAGUCAACCAAUGUGCACUUAAACUAUAUAAGAUUUUUGGCGGUGCCAGAAAUUUGUGUGGUGAUCUCAACCCAUUAGAAUUAGAGGAGUCAUAUAUCAUCCAACCUUCCCCUGCCCAUAUAGGUACACUCCUUCUGAACCUGACCACACAACCACAAAAUUUUGGUUAACUUCAGUCUCUUCAGUAUUUUUGUAGUCUUUGCCAUUAGUCACGUGAGAAAUACACACAAGAGCAAACAGUUCAGGAUAGACAUUAGCAGAAAGCUGGGAAUGAUGUGAAAUAACUGGCAGCAUAGUACAGAUAUGUAAGUUCUAUGUUUUGUUUCUGGAUUUUAAGAAAUUGUUUACAAAUUAAGUCACAUUCGGAUGUCUGCUAUUAUGCUAUUCUGUUUAAUAUAGAUUUUACCCCCAAAAUUAGAAUUAGGUGUCGCUUAAAGUAUAAAUGAGUCUUUUUUUCAUAAUUGCAUACCUGGAGGUAGGUUUAGUAAAGAAAGUCUUUUGUUUUCAAAGAAAAUGAACUUAAUUGGACAAUCCAUCCCCAACUACAGAAUUGAUAUCAAUCUGGUUUGCUGUAUUUUAGUGUCAAAAGUGCCGUGUUAAUUAUAUCAGAGGAAGUUCUUCACAUCUUCAUAAAUUACAAAAUUUACCAAAGAAAAUGUAUUAACCAAAUAUAAAUUUUGGAGUACCUAACUGUUAAGGAAUGAGGCCCCUUUAACAUAAAGGAUUGAUUUCUAGCCCUGGGGGAAAUGUUCUUCCAUCUGGAACAGAUAUACAGUACUUACAAGAUUCCAUUUGAGGUUUUCUUAUCAUGUUGGUAAAAUGUCAACAUUUAUACUUCCAGCAAAAGUACCAGUUAAAGGUUAAGUCCAAAUAUUUCUUACAGCACAUUUUCAUGUCUCCUUAACUCAGAUUGAGGAUUCUGCUCAUCAGUAUUAAAUAAAAGGGGGAGGGAGGAAUUCCUAAAAUUGGCAUAUUGUAUGAUAUUGUGACUUUUUAAAAAUAAAAUUGACAGGUAAAUUAUGGAAAUGUAUCUUUUUAAAUGGGCAAUGUCAAUUAUAUCUAGUAAAUAUGAUAUUGGCUAAAACAGUAUGUUUACAUAUUUAUAUACAUGAUCGCUCUAUUGUUGUUUUUCUUUGCAGAAAAACAGGAUUGGGUUCAGAAAGCUGAAAUAUUCGUUUUUAAAUGUAUAGCUUAAUAAGAACUAAUGGAUUUACUUAAACUAUUAAAUAAUGAUUUUUUUGGAAAAUAUAAAACUGUAUAUUAACUGAUGUUCCAAACAGGCUCUAUGUAUUAUUUUUUUUUCAUAUCAGGUGGUAGUUAAAAAGUAAUGAAUGUGUUGAUCAGCUAUCUUACAAAAGAAAGUUGGCUUUCUAACAAUUACUAAUUUAGGUUUUUGUGGGGUUUUUUAAGUUUUAUCAUCCAAACUGAAUUGAGAGAUAUGUUCAAUGUUCUUUGUUGGUUUUAAAAUAUUUGUAAUAAGUUCAUUAACUACAGUGGAUUCUUAUUCUAAAAAUUAUGCUGGCUUUACAUUCAGUUUAAUUGGUUAAGAGAAACAGUUUUUAUGGUGCAGAUUAUUUUCCCACUUUCUCAUAAUAAUUUGGCUUUCCUGAGCUACAAUUUUUGAAAAGUUUUUACUGCUGUAACAUUAGGUAGUCUGAUCUCUGUCACAAUGGACAAGUAUACAGGAAAUAUCCCACUUUCACAUGUUUGCUUCAUAAAAGGAUAUAGAUUGUAUAGGUCAGCUCUUGCGUUUUUGUUUGUUUGUUUGUCUUUUAACCAGCAUCAACCUACUGCUUGGUGUAAACUUCCCAAGUAUUCAGAGAAUAGUGCUGGUUAAAAUUUAAAUAGGCUAGGCAUGAAGAAAAUAUGAUCUCUAUUGACUGAUGUCCUUUCACACUAGGACUAGUGAAAACAUUCAUUUUUUUUCAGAACUGAAGAAAAAAAAAAACGUACAUUUAAGAUCAUAUUUAUUGGUGCAUGUAAGCCAUUAUCUUAACUGUCUUACUGAACUGAUUAAUGCUGUUGAUUGUUGAAAUGUGAAAUGUAGUCACUGUUGACCUUGUAAAUAUCUGCCAGAGAUGAAAAAAUAUUUUAAGUUAUUGUAAAUAAAGAUGUAUAAAAUUCAUUAACAGUCUGCAAUGCAGAAACAUAUCUAAGAUGUUAAAUAUUGUGUUUCUUGAGAGAUGUGUAAUUUUCCCUAGAUGUAUCUAGAUAUAUUAAGAAUGUAAAUUUUCUUUUGUACAGUAUAAAAUACAGCUUUAUUUGGCUUUUGACUGGA
Molecule: messenger RNA, 9289 nt
Organism: Balaenoptera acutorostrata (minke whale)
Lineage: Eukaryota; Metazoa; Chordata; Mammalia; Artiodactyla; Balaenopteridae
Gene: HYCC2
Product: hyccin PI4KA lipid kinase complex subunit 2
Exons: 15
Coding region: 367-2127 (586 amino acids)
Biological process (GO): phosphatidylinositol phosphate biosynthetic process; protein localization to plasma membrane
Cellular component (GO): plasma membrane
Source: RefSeq, a predicted model, not a curated record